Triticum aestivum (bread wheat) is the source of this 2639-nucleotide messenger RNA. Its product is annotated as ferric reduction oxidase 2. The coding region runs from base 101 to 2269 and encodes 722 amino acids. The record is from RefSeq and is a predicted model, not a curated record. Gene Ontology annotation, cellular component: plasma membrane. Lineage: Eukaryota; Viridiplantae; Streptophyta; Magnoliopsida; Poales; Poaceae. Gene Ontology annotation, molecular function: ferric-chelate reductase activity. The transcript is spliced from 7 exons.
UGAAUGAGCACCGAGCACGCCACACACACUACUGCUCCGCCCCGCGAGCAUCUAUCUACUUUUAGGAAGGCAUCUAUCUACAUACGAUUGGGAGUUCGAGAUGGACGAUCGUACUCUUGGCAAAGGCAGGAAGUGCGUCCCCUCGCCGUCGGCGGCGGCGGUGGCCAGGCGCGCCGUGCUUCUCCUGGCCGCCGUCGUGUUCGUGGGGUGGCUCAUGAUGUGGGCCAUGCUGCCGACCAGAACUUACAGCUCGACAUGGGCGCCGAAGCUUGCGGCGCUCACCGGCUUCGGGAAACAAGGGAUUAGGAUGACGGUGUACGCCUUCCCGGUGCUGUUCGUGUACGUUGUUGCGUGCGUUUACCUGCAUUUGCAGCAGCAGAAGGGGGGUGACCCUGACACCCAGCGCCGGACCAGUACGAGAAUAGCAGCAGCCUGGAGGAGACCCGUGCUGGUGAGAGGCCCGCUGGGGAUCGUGACGGGCAUAGAACUGGCCAUCCUUCUCAUGUUCAUGGCGCUCCUCGUCUGGUUCUACUACGCGUACAUCACCGUCGAGUUCUCCAAGCUACGCGUCAAGCCAGGCGAGAAACUGUGGCAGGCGGAGCUGGAGAAAGCGGCGAAGCGGCUCGGCAGUGUCGGGAGUUUGUGCUGCGCGCUGCUGUUCCUGCCCGUGGCACGCGGCUCGUCGCUCCUGCCGCUCGUCGGCCUCACGUCGGAGGCCGGCAUCAAGUACCAUGUCUGGCUGGGGAACACGGCCAUGGCCAUCUUCACCGCUCAUGGGCUCUGCUACGUCUUUUUCUGGGCAUCCACUGAUCAGAUCCACCUGAUGACGAAAUGGGCGAGGACGAGGGCCUCCAACGUCGCCGGGGAGCUGGCCUUGCUCUGCGGCCUCGCGAUGUGGGCGACGGCGCUGCCGCGCAUCCGCCGCCGGAUGUUCGAGCUCUUCUUCUACGCGCACCACCUCUACAUCCCCUUCAUCGUCUUCUCCGCGCUCCACAUGGGCGUAAUGGUGUUCUGCUACGUCCUGCCCGGCGUCUUCCUCUUCGCCGUCGACCGGUGCCUCCGCUUCCUGCAGUCGCGCGCCCGUGUCCGCCUCGUCUCUUCCCGCUUCCUGCCGUCCGGGGCCGUCGAGCUCAACUUCGCCAAAAGCCCCUGUUUGAGGCACAAUCCCACGAGCACGCUCUUCGUCAACGUCCCAUGCGUCUCGCGGCUCCAGUGGCACCCUUUCUCGGUGACGUCGAGCAGCAGCCUCGAGCCGGACACGCUCAGCGUCGUCAUCAAGAACAGAGGCGGGUGGACGCAGAAGCUGUACGAGACGGUCUCGUCUCUGCCCCCGUCCGGUGGCCACCUCGGCGUCUCGGUCGAGGGGCCGUACAGCCCGGCUGCCGGGGUCACGCCCUUCUUGGGCCACGACUCGCUGGUAAUGAUCAGCGGCGGCAUCGGCAUCACGCCGUUCAUCUCCAUCAUCCGCGAGCUGGUUUACCAGAGCGCCAUGGCAGAAACGGCGUCCAUGCCGAGGCUCCUCCUCGUCUGCGUCUUCAGGACGUCGGCCGAGCUCGACAUGCUGGACCUCCUCGUCCCGGCCUCCGGCGGCCUCAACGGCGCCCCCAGCCUCGACCUGCGCAUCGAGGCCUUCGUGACGAGCGAGAGCGAGCCCCGCACCGGCAACGACCCGCACAAGCGGCCUUGUCAACCGGUCUGGUUCAAGCCGUGGCCGUCGGACGCGCCCGUCUCCCCGGCGCUGGGAACCAACGGCUGGCUCUGGCUCGGCGCCGUCGUAUCCUCGUCGUUCGCCGCGUUCCUCCUGCUCGUCGCCGUGCUGCAGCGGUUCUACAUCUACCCGGUUGACCGAGACAGCAACCACGUGUACCCGUGGGCGGCCAGAACGAUGCUGAACCUGCUGUUCCUCGGCGUCAGCGUCGCCGCCGUCACCGGUGCGGCGUUCCUGUGGAGUAAGCGGGGGAGCGCCAGGGAGGCCAAGAAGAUAAAGAGCGUGGACGGGCCGAUGUCGCCGGUGUCGUUGCUCCACUGGGCUGGUGGAGGCGGCGUGGAGAGGGAGCUGGAGAGCAUGCCUGCGCAGCCUCUUGCGCAGGCAACCAAUGUGCACUUCGGUCACCGUCCCGAUCUCAAGAAGAUGCUGCUGGGGGUUCACGACGAAAACGUUGGGGUGAUGGCCAGCGGUCCGUCGGGGAUGCUUGAGGAGGUCGCGACUAUCUGCUCGUCUGGGCUGGCGAGCAACCUGCAUUUCCAGUCUAUAAGCUUCACCUGGUGAACAACCAAUUCCGAGCAUCUAGCUCAAGGGGAAGAGGCUUCGGUUCUACUUUCUACUACUCCCUCCGUCCCAAAAUAAGUGUCUCAACUUUGUACUAACUUUAGUACAAAGUGGUACUAAGGUUGAGACACUUAUUUUGGGACGGGACAGUAGUUCGUACAUCACCGUAGUCUGUUGUGUAGAUUUUUUUUUCUUGUUUGCGGGUUAGUACAAAGUUGUACUAAGGUUGAGACACUUAUUUUGGGACGGGGGCAGUAGUUCAUACAUCACCGUAGUCUGUUGUGUAGGUUUUUUUUUCUUGUUUGCGGGUAAAUGUUGUGUACCUAUUAUUCUCUCGUUUCUAAGACUAUCACCGUUUCUUAGCUCGAAA